CCACCUCUACCCCACCAUUCCCCCGUUCCGAUCUUGUCGUUUUCCUCCCUCGUUUUCCUCUCCUCCUUCCAUAGCCCUCUGUCCCUCUCACUCUCUCAUUCUUCGAGCCCUCUGAAAUCAGCACGAUGGCCGCCGCCGGAAUCCCUGCACCCACCAACACCGCCUCCCCUUACAUCGGCCUGAAAGCCGCUCCUCAAAACCUCCUCCCCCUCAAAGACUCCCUUCAUUGGAGCCGGAAAACCGUCUCCAAUGGUGCAAGAGCCCACUGCAUGAAGACAUGGAACCCGAUCAACAACAAGAAGUUUGAGACCUUCUCCUACCUCCCCCCUCUGUCUGACGAAUCCAUCGCUAAGGAGAUCGAGUUCAUUCUCGCAAAGGGAUGGGUACCGUGUUUGGAGUUCGACGAGGUUGGGCAUGUUCAUAGGACCAACAGCAGGCGCCCCGGCUACUACGAUGGUAGGUACUGGACUCUGUGGAAGCUGCCCAUGUUUGGUUGCACAGAGUCAUCUCAGGUGUUGGAUGAGAUCCGGCAGUGCAAGGAGAUGUUCCCCGGCGCCUACAUCCGAUGCAUCGCCUUUGACAGUGAGCAUCAGGGACAGUGCAUGUCCUUCCUCAUUCACAAACCCCAAAACGCAUGAGGCUCUUCAAGUAAGAUUCCCCUUUCCGCUUUCUGCCUGGAGUCCUCGCCUCUGCUGCUUCUGCUGCCGCUUCCUUUUGCUGUUGUCUUGCCAACUUACCACUUUUAGUUUUGUUCUUGCGUGUACCGCCAUGGCUCGCUACGGCCAGUUUUUGAAGCUUUCAAUAAAGAUUCAAGACCUUGGUGUCUGUUAUUAUGAUCA
Molecule: messenger RNA, 839 nt
Organism: Nymphaea colorata (pocket water lily)
Lineage: Eukaryota; Viridiplantae; Streptophyta; Magnoliopsida; Nymphaeales; Nymphaeaceae
Product: ribulose bisphosphate carboxylase small subunit, chloroplastic 3-like
Exons: 3
Coding region: 126-638 (170 amino acids)
Source: RefSeq, a predicted model, not a curated record